Lycium barbarum (goji berry) is the source of this 936-nucleotide messenger RNA. Its product is annotated as protein neprosin-like. Lineage: Eukaryota; Viridiplantae; Streptophyta; Magnoliopsida; Solanales; Solanaceae. Bases 1 to 936 code for a protein of 311 amino acids. The record is from RefSeq and is a predicted model, not a curated record. The transcript has 8 exons.
AUGUGUUUGCUUGUGAGCUAUGACGGAGUUAAAGGAGAAAUGAAGUUAUCCAAACUAGAGGAACUAGCAUUGGAGAAGCAACUUAAACUUUUGAACAAACCAUCGGUCAAGACAAUUAAGACUGGAUGGGGAGAUACAUACGAUUGUGUGGAUUUCUACAAACAACCUGCAUUUGAUCAUCCAUCGUUGAAGAAUCACAAUUUUCAUCCUGGGAUGAAACCCACUUUAACAAAGAUAAGCAAAUUCCAAGUAACUCAACAAUUGAUGUAUCUCCGAAUACAUGGUCAGGGAAUGACCGUUGUCCUUCUGGAACUGUUCCCAUCAAAAGAGUUACAAAAAAUGAUCUUAUUAGGCAAAGACACUAACAACAAUCUUAAGGCAACAGGAGUAUACACGCGUGCGAUAGUUCAAACUCGGGAUGAUCCAAAUAACAAGUUUGCUGGAGCUGGAAUGGUAGCUAGUCUAUGGAAUCCUAGGGUUGAAGGUACACAAAAUAGUGCGAGCCGAAUGAAGAUUCAAAAAGGAUCAGAUAGAAUUCAAGUGGACCCAAUGUUAUAUGGGGAUACUGAAACUAGGCUUUUUAUACAUUUCCAAGCUGGAAAGACACAUUGCUUCAACACAAUAUGCUCCGGCUUUGUAUUAGUAAACAGUGAUAUAGCUAUUGAUGGCGUAUUCCACUCAGUUACUCGAAAGGGGAAGACAAUAUGGGAGACUGCUUUGUACAUCGAUCGGGAUCUAGCAAAUGGAAACUGGUGGCUUUUGAUUGGAAAAGAUCAAGUUCAAGUUGGUUUUUGGCCUCAAAGGAUUUUCACCGAAUUAGACAAUUUUGCUACGAGUGUCGAGUGGGGAGGAGUGACAUACACUCCAGCAUGCAGGUGUAUCUUAUCCUCAAAUGGGCGGUGGUGUUUUCCCUGUACUUCCAGAGCCCCAUCUUGA